Molecule: messenger RNA, 3961 nt
Organism: Suricata suricatta (meerkat)
Lineage: Eukaryota; Metazoa; Chordata; Mammalia; Carnivora; Herpestidae
Gene: ATP8A2
Product: ATPase phospholipid transporting 8A2
Exons: 38
Coding region: 119-3655 (1178 amino acids)
Biological process (GO): neuron development; phospholipid translocation
Cellular component (GO): plasma membrane
Molecular function (GO): ATP binding; ATPase-coupled intramembrane lipid carrier activity; ATP hydrolysis activity
Source: RefSeq, a predicted model, not a curated record
UUCACUGGACGACGGAUCACCGUUGGUGUACCCACCCCUGGCUGAUCAACGUCGGAGUGCUUUUCCUCUUACGAGACCUGUUCAUCCUUCUUCGGGCUACAAGAAGGCGGAGGAUGAGAUGUCCCGGGCCACGUCUGUGGGAGACCAGCUGGAUGCACCAGCCCGCACCAUUUACCUCAACCAGCAGCAUCUCAACAAAUUCCGGGACAACCAGAUCAGUACCGCCAAGUACAGCGUGUUGACGUUUCUACCUCGAUUCUUGUAUGAGCAGAUUAGAAGAGCUGCUAACGCCUUCUUCCUCUUCAUUGCCUUAUUACAGCAAAUUCCAGAUGUAUCUCCAACAGGAAGAUACACCACCCUGGUGCCAUUGAUCAUUAUUUUAACAAUUGCAGGCAUCAAAGAGAUUAUAGAAGAUUUUAAGCGGCAUAAAGCAGACAAUGCAGUUAACAAAAAGAAAACAAUAGUGUUAAGAAAUGGUAUGUGGCAUACCAUUAUGUGGAAAGAGGUGGCGGUGGGGGACAUCGUGAAGGUCGUCAACGGGCAGUAUCUCCCAGCAGACAUGGUCCUGCUAUCCUCCAGUGAACCUCAGGCAAUGUGUUACGUUGAAACAGCUAAUCUAGAUGGGGAGACGAACCUUAAAAUACGUCAGGGUUUGAGUCACACUGCUGACAUGCAAACAAGGGAAGUAUUGAUGAAGUUAUCUGGCACGAUAGAAUGUGAGGGACCCAACCGCCACCUCUAUGACUUCACUGGAAACUUGCACGUAGAUGGGAAAAGCCCUGUUCCCCUUGGGCCCGACCAGAUCUUAUUAAGAGGUACACAGCUUAGAAACACUCAGUGGGUCUUUGGCAUAGUUGUUUAUACUGGACACGACACCAAACUCAUGCAGAAUUCCACAAAAGCACCUCUCAAAAGAUCGAAUGUUGAGAAGGUGACCAACGUGCAGAUCCUGGUGCUGUUUGGCAUCCUUCUGGUCAUGGCCUUGGUGAGCUCAGUGGGCGCCCUGUACUGGAAUGGGUCGCAAGGAGGAAAGAACUGGUACAUCAAGAAGAUGGACACAACCUCGGAUAAUUUCGGAUAUAACUUGUUGACCUUCAUCAUCUUGUACAACAAUCUUAUUCCCAUCAGUCUGUUGGUGACUCUUGAGGUCGUGAAGUACACUCAAGCCCUUUUUAUAAACUGGGACACGGAUAUGUAUUAUCUGGGAAACGACACCCCUGCGAUGGCCAGGACCUCAAACCUCAACGAAGAGCUGGGGCAGGUGAAAUACCUAUUUUCUGAUAAAACUGGAACUCUUACGUGCAAUAUCAUGAACUUCAAGAAGUGUAGCAUUGCUGGGGUAACCUAUGGUCAUUUUCCAGAACUGACAAGAGAACCAUCCUCAGAUGAUUUUUGUGGAGCCAUGAGGAUGGAUCAGGAUCCUCGAAGAGGCAUGCAUUUCAGGAAGGAACCUACCUACCUUAGAGAAACCUCGGCAUUAAAAGAAUCUGAGGACCAGGAGGCCUGGUAUUUGAAUCCGGGGCUUCGAACAUCAUCCUUACAUGCUAGCCCGAGUGGGCAGCCCACAGCUCCGUGCAUCCAGGAGUUCCUCACCCUUCUGGCCGUGUGCCACACUGUCGUCCCUGAGAAGGAUGGAGAUAACAUCAUCUACCAGGCUUCCUCCCCAGAUGAAGCCGCUUUGGUGAAGGGAGCCCGGAAGCUGGGUUUUGUCUUCACGGCCAGAACGCCAUAUUCGGUCAUCAUAGAAGCUAUGGGACAGGAACAGACAUUUGGAAUCCUUAACGUCCUGGAAUUUUCUAGUGACAGAAAAAGAAUGUCUGUAAUUGUUCGAACUCCUUCAGGCCAACUGCGACUCUAUUGUAAGGGGGCUGAUAAUGUCAUUUUUGAGAGACUUUCAAAAGAUUCAAAAUACAUGGAAGAAACACUGUGCCACCUGGAAUAUUUUGCCACGGAAGGCUUGAGGACUCUCUGUGUGGCUUACGCCGACCUCUCUGAGCAGGAGUAUGAGGAGUGGCUGCAAGUCUAUCAGGAAGCCAGCACCAUCUUGAAAGACCGAGCUCAGCGGUUGGAAGAGUGCUACGAGAUCAUAGAGAAGAAUUUACUGUUACUUGGAGCCACAGCCAUAGAAGAUCGCCUUCAGGCAGGCGUGCCGGAAACCAUAGCAACGCUCCUCAAGGCAGAGAUCAAAAUAUGGGUGUUGACGGGAGACAAACAAGAAACUGCAAUUAAUAUAGGAUAUUCCUGCCGACUGGUGUCCCAGAACAUGGCCCUCAUCCUAUUGAAGGAGGAUUCUCUGGAUGCAACUCGGGCAGCCAUUACGCAGCACUGCACCGACCUCGGGCAUCUGUUGGGCAAGGAGAACGACGUUGCCCUCAUCAUUGAUGGCCACACCCUCAAGUACGCACUCUCCUUUGAAGUCCGGAGAAGCUUCCUGGAUUUGGCGCUUUCGUGUAAGGCGGUCAUAUGCUGCAGAGUGUCUCCCCUGCAGAAGUCUGAGAUCGUGGACGUGGUUAAGAAGCGGGUAAAGGCCAUCACCCUUGCCAUCGGGGACGGUGCCAACGACGUUGGGAUGAUCCAGACGGCCCAUGUGGGUGUGGGGAUCAGCGGCAACGAGGGCAUGCAGGCCACCAACAACUCGGAUUAUGCCAUCGCGCAGUUUUCCUACUUGGAGAAGCUCCUGUUGGUGCACGGGGCCUGGAGCUACAACCGUGUCACCAAGUGCAUAUUGUACUGCUUCUACAAGAACGUGGUCCUCUACAUUAUCGAGCUUUGGUUCGCCUUUGUUAAUGGAUUUUCUGGGCAGAUUUUAUUUGAACGUUGGUGCAUCGGCUUGUACAAUGUGAUCUUCACAGCCUUGCCGCCCUUCACUCUGGGAAUCUUCGAGAGGUCCUGCACCCAGGAGAGCAUGCUCAGGUUCCCACAGCUCUACAAAAUCACCCAGAACGCCGAAGGCUUCAACACGAAGGUUUUCUGGGGUCACUGCAUCAACGCCUUGGUCCACUCCCUCAUCCUCUUCUGGUUUCCCAUGAAGGCACUGGAACAUGAUACUCCAUUGGCCAGUGGCCAGGCCACAGACUAUUUAUUUGUUGGAAAUAUUGUUUACACGUAUGUUGUUGUCACUGUGUGUCUGAAAGCUGGCUUAGAGACCACAGCUUGGACCAAGUUCAGUCAUCUGGCCGUCUGGGGAAGCAUGCUGAUCUGGCUUGUGUUUUUCGGUGUCUACUCCACCAUCUGGCCCACCAUCCCCAUUGCUCCAGAUAUGAAAGGACAGGCAACCAUGGUCCUGAGCUCCGCACACUUCUGGUUGGGAUUAUUUCUGGUUCCCACGGCAUGUUUGAUCGAAGAUGUGGCGUGGAGAGCGGCCAAGCAUACCUGCAAAAAAACGUUGCUGGAGGAGGUGCAGGAGCUGGAAACGAAGGCCAGAGUGAUGGGGAAAGCGAUGCUACGGGACAGUAACGGAAAGAGGAUGAACGAACGUGACCGCCUCCUGAAAAGGCUCAGCAGGAAGACGCCCCCCACUCUCUUCCGAGGAGGCUCCCUCCAGCAGAGUGUCCCCCACGGGUACGCCUUCUCUCAAGAAGAACAUGGAGCUGUUACUCAGGAAGAAAUAGUCCGCGCUUAUGACACCACCAAAAAGAAAUGCAGGAAGAAAUAAGACGUGAGUUGUUCUGAUUGGUCCCAGGAAAGACAGACGGUUUGUGGCACCCAGUGUUAACACAUCUGUGUCAGGAGAGACUGGUGUCAGCAGCCAAAACACCCUACGACACAUUUCCGUGGCCUUAGCCAGCCGGUUUGUUAGUUAUACAGCCGCUCACAAACCCGUGGUAGAUGCCACGGGGAAGCCAUCUUCUCCCCGUCCUGCGUGUCUGCAGUGCUUGGCCGAACUUCCGUUCACCUUGUUAUGAAGCAGCCAGCUGUGCUCUGUGAGGCGUGAAAUUAAAGACGUUAUGUUUCACCAAUA